Molecule: messenger RNA, 848 nt
Organism: Coprinopsis cinerea okayama7#130
Lineage: Eukaryota; Fungi; Basidiomycota; Agaricomycetes; Agaricales; Psathyrellaceae
Exons: 4
Coding region: 43-687 (214 amino acids)
Source: RefSeq, a predicted model, not a curated record
CGCCUUUUCAUCUCCCAGUACUUGGUGCUACCACAAUUCACCAUGCGCUUCCUCACGCUCUUCCUCUCCUUCCUCGCCGUGUUCAACACGGCUGUCACCACAAACGCGCUGCUCAUCGACCUCGACCCAGUCAGGCUGUUGGGUGUCGACUUUUCGGCGAGAACCAAUUAUAAUGCGCCCAGGCCUCCGUGGGUUGGAGGCGCUGUGCCGGGUUGGUACUUUGGGCCGCACCCAGAGAGGCAUCCCAAGUUGUUCUGUUUGGUUGGGCUCGUAUGCAGACUCUUGGACCUCCUCCCACUUCCAUUCAAGUGCCCUAAGCUCCCGCCCCGCCCGCCCCCAAAGCCUACCCCGACUGGCACCUACCCUCAACCCACGCCUACUCCUCCGGCUGAUGGGUAUGAGCAGACCUUCAAGAACUUGACGGGUGCGACGCAAGGGCAUGAUUAUUUGACUUUUGGAUUGGUUGAUACUGUUCCUGAUUGCAAGGCGAUGUGCAAUGGCAUUCCCGAGUGCAAGUUUGCAAACACCUACUACGACGUGAACGGCAAGGAUGGAAGUACCCAGCUUACUUGUGCGUUGUUCAAGGGCUGUCACGAUGCCAGCACUGCGACCAAUGAGGGUGGCCAGACCCAGCCGGAUGGGAGCAUUAAUUACAUCAGGAACAGUGAUGGGUGGUGCAAAGCUUAAUGAUCCAGCUGGGUGUAGGGGAAGAGGUGCAUCCGCUAUAGAUGAGGUCCCCGGCCAAUUACCAGAUCUUACCUGACUUUGAUUCUUUCGUGGAACUGAUAUAUACCUUCACUCUAAGGGCAUGUAUGUACUGUACUGGCCCUGUAUUAUUCGUCGUUCGG